Eleginops maclovinus (Patagonian blennie) is the source of this 1157-nucleotide messenger RNA. RefSeq lists its product as uncharacterized. The transcript is spliced from 2 exons. NCBI's taxonomy places the organism in Eukaryota, Metazoa, Chordata, Actinopteri, Perciformes, Eleginopidae. The record is from RefSeq and is a predicted model, not a curated record. Bases 369 to 806 code for a protein of 145 amino acids.
ACACAAAACCCAGUACUCUAAACCAAAUGACCAGUUGCCUAAACACAUUUAGUAAAACUACCCCCCAUUUGCCACAACCAAAAACACAAUUCACCUGUAGACACUGUUCACAAAACCCAUCCCCUUUUUCUCAAAACUCUAAACACAUUUUGCCUUGCUAAAACACAUUUAGCAUAUAUCUCUGCUCAAAUAUGCAUUGUGAAGCUCAUGUGAUGCAAAAUGCCACACACAGUCAGCAAAACCUGAACACAAUGAACACACCUGGUGUAAUUCAGUAAACACAACGACUCAUAAUUGAAAACACCUAUUGCAAAUGAUGUGACCACACCUAUAUAAGUCAGUUUGCUGAAGGUUCCAAACAAAAAUGGAUGAUCAAGGAAGAAGAAGAGGAGUUCGUGCCAGAGGAGGGAGAGGAGUUCGUGCCAGAGGAGGGAGAGGAGUUCGUGCCAGAGGAGGGAGAGGAGUUUUUGUCAGAGGAGGGAGAGGAGCAGGCCAAGGAGGGAGAGGAGCAGGUCAAGGAGGUAGAGGAGCGGGCCAAGGAGGGAGAGGAGCAGGUCAAGGAGGUAGAGGAGCGGGCCAAGGAGGGAGAGGAGCAGGUCAAGGAGGUAGAGGAGCGGGCCAAGGAGGGAGAGGAGCAGGUCAAGGAGGUAGAGGAGCGGGCCAAGGAGGGAGAGGAGCAGGUCAAGGAGGUAGAGGAGCGGGCCAAGGAGGGAGAGGAGCAGGUCAAGGAGGUAGAGGAGCAGGCCAAGGAGGGAGAGGAGAAGGAGGGCGAGCAAGACAACGCAUCUUCAUCACAGAUGAAAUGAGAGCAACGGUCAUUGACCACGUCAUUGUCCACGGCAUGACAAUGACCGAAGCUGGACAACGAGUCCAACCAAACCUAAGCCGAUUCUCAGUGGCCACCAUUAUUCGGGCCUUCAGAGAACACAACAGAGUUGAAAGAUUGCCAUAUGCAGGUGGGAGGGCUUCCAGAUUCACACCAGCCCAAGAGGUCGUCAUUGUGGAUAUGGUUCGGGAGAACAAUGUGCUGAGACUACGGGAGAUACGGGAGAGGAUCAUUGGUGACAAUAUGAACUUUCCGAACAUUGACGAUGUUAGCCUGACAACCAUAGACAGAGUCCUCAAGCGCCAGAGAGUACGCAUGAAGCAGGCCUAUA